Messenger RNA from Zychaea mexicana, 1693 nucleotides. RefSeq names its product WD40-repeat-containing domain protein. The record is from RefSeq and is a predicted model, not a curated record. Gene Ontology annotation, molecular function: ubiquitin binding. The transcript is spliced from 7 exons. Bases 333 to 1301 code for a protein of 322 amino acids. Lineage: Eukaryota; Fungi; Mucoromycota; Mucoromycetes; Mucorales; Lichtheimiaceae.
UCUUUUCGUAAAGUGUCUGCGGUAUAUACUACUGUUAUGUAUUAUUAUAAGCAACAGUAGCUGAAAAAAACGACCACUUACAUACCAUACACUCUUUAAAUGGAGGUGAACAGAUAUAUACACCGAAAUAAUACAACUGAUCUAUUGCGCUAUAUGCUGCUAUCAGAUAGACAACCAGUAUCAACUAAGCUUAAAAAUACAUUGGAGUUAUGAUAUCUCGAAGAUUCUUAGAGGAGUGAACAGUGCGGUGCAAAAAGCUGGAAUUUGUAUUAUGAACAGUGGGACCAACACUCUUCCUAUUUUUUUUUUGUUCUCAAGACACUUUAUUAUAUAUGACGACGAUUGCACCAUUAAUCAGCCGCGAUCUUACAUUUACCCCUUACAGCAUUCAAUGGAUACCCACUUCAGUACGGAUUUGUGCUGUCGGCGCUACCGGUCGCGGUACAGGUUCCAUUGCUGUAUAUGAACUACAGAACAAAAUGCUCACUUUAGUAGGCGAAACCGAGACAACGACCCCUGUACGUUGCUGCACAAUGGGGGCAGCUGAUGGAUUAACGCGUCGUCUGGCGACAGGAGAUUUCGACGGACAGUUGCAAAUAUGGUGUGUACUCCGAUUCGAUUUGCCAUUAUCCACCACUAAAGCCCACGAGACGAUUAUAAAUGCAAUAGAUGGAUGUGGUGGUGCUACUCGACCCGGAGGAGCACGCGAAUUGGCUACUGUUAGUCGAGAUGGUAGCGUAAAAGUUUGGGAUACCAGAGACCUGGAAAAAUCCGUACUAGUAAUAAAACCUAAACCGGCUGAACAAAUGAACGAUGCCUGGGCUGUUGCAUUUGGAAAUUUUGAAAACGGAAACGAGAGACUUUUGGCAGUCGGUUUCGAUAACGGUGACUUCCAAUUGUUCGACAUUUCAACCACUCACUAUAUCUACAAAACAAAUGUUAAAUCUGGUAUUUGUGCUAUUGAUUUUUCGGGACCAACACAGCUCACACUCAGCACGUUGACCGGUAUCGUAGUCAUCGAUUUUAGCAAGGAAUUACGAGCAACAAAACUACCUGUAUAUGCCAACACUACUGUAUGGUCUACACGACAAUUACCACAAAGUCCAAACUAUUUCGCUGCAGCCGCUGGUGAUGGCACGGUCAGUCUGUGGAGUUACGAUAACUUAAAAAAAACAUCCUCAGUGCUAUCAGCAUCCAAACAUCCAAUAAUUUCGAGCGAUUGGAGCAGAGACAAGAAGGGACUCUUGGCUUAUUGUUCCUUUGAUCAAACACUUCGAGUCGGUUUCGCAAAAGGUGUAUAAAUACAUGUGUACAUAUAAAGUUGGAAAAAACAAUGUAAAUACUUUUUCCCUUUAUACAAAUAUGCUCAUAAUAUCAAAAGGUAUAACACCAUUACGAAAAAAAGAGAAAACUUUUACAAACAACAAAAAAAAAGAGGUGAUGGAAUGCAUGGGUGAGUGGGAGAAAUGAAGGAAGGAGGAACGGGGUCAUGGUUAUGGAUCUACUUGCUACGUCGUGCUUUCCAUUUGUAGACUGCCAAACCGUUCUUAUCCACACCGACUUUCUUUUUGUCACCUUUAGCCUACAUGAUGUCGCAUUUGAUGAUAAUAAAAGGGCUCAGUAAGUGCAUCUAUCCUGGAUACGACAUGCGAUAUGCUCCUCUUCUAUUGCUAGUUCUUUAAUUACCUGCAUU